Messenger RNA from Gigantopelta aegis, 2108 nucleotides. RefSeq names its product zinc finger protein 782-like. Gene Ontology annotation, biological process: regulation of transcription by RNA polymerase II. The transcript has 2 exons. Lineage: Eukaryota; Metazoa; Mollusca; Gastropoda; Neomphalida; Peltospiridae. Gene Ontology annotation, molecular function: RNA polymerase II cis-regulatory region sequence-specific DNA binding; DNA-binding transcription factor activity. The record is from RefSeq and is a predicted model, not a curated record. Bases 239 to 1627 code for a protein of 462 amino acids.
GCCUUUUAUUUACUGACGUCAUAUAUGAUUUACAAAUGACGUCACAUCGUAUUUGAAACAUUACACAAAGCUGCCACAGAGAGUGAUUCUUAGCGUUAAGUAAAUCUAUGAAAUGAGUUUUUAUAAUAGAUUUAACAAAGUGUUGUUAUGGCGUUAAAUUAAAAACCGUUUUAAUAAAACAUACAAGAAGGAUGCCUCAGAAAUCAUCAGACAUUUGAUACCUGGAACAUCCAACAUCAUGACAUUAUCAGAUUUAGUGUUUGGAAAAGACUUCACGUUCGGACAUUGCUUUCACUCGAUUCCAUCACCAACUUCAAGAAUGAUUCCAUACAGUGACAUUUUUGUCGAUUUCCGUGGCUUUCCGUCAUCAGUCGCCAGCUCCCAUUCGUCGACACACCCAGGUUCCGAAGUAUCUCCUUCCUGUACCGAUUCAUCCCAAACCAGAGUGCAUUCCCCUUCACUCCACAGCAGUAUCGCGUGUCCAUGUCCAAAUGGUCUGCGUGAACCAAGACAGCCGCAACACCAGACUCCAGGGGAAGACUUGGGGUCAGAGGAACAGCGAUCCUUCAAGUGUCCACAGUGUAGGUAUGUCACUGACAGGAAAAACAACCUGAAGCGCCAUAUUGUGACGAUGCACCAAGAGUGCACGAAAACGUUGGAGUGCUGUGGCAUCGUGUUUCAGAGCAAAUCGUUGCUACGCGACCACGUUGGACUCUUCCACAGAGGCGGGUACAGGUGUCAGAUUUGUUCCCGCAAUUUCUGUCGCAAGGCUUUGUUGCGACGUCACCUGACCGUCCACAGUGGGCGGAAAGACUUUCGCUGCGACCUUUGCGGCUACGCGACCAGCCACAAGAGUAACUUGGAGAGACAUCAAAAAGUCCAUUCAAGGAAACCGGCCAAUCAGGUGGGAAGCGACCUCCAACCUUUCAUCGGCUUGUCGUUCAAUUACAGUAACAUCAUCCUCGAACCGGCGCAAACGAUGCUGACGUCACAGAAUUCCCGCCUUUUACCCCGCUAUCGCCUGCUUCCGGAUCGACUGAAACAGACGCAUACCAACUCGACGAUCGAGAUUCACAGGAAAACGAAAUGGAAGAACCGAGUAUCCCGGUCCUUUAAGAACCAUUCAAGCAUGUUAAAUAAUACAAAUAACCAGUGCCAUCAGCUCGAUGAUGACAGUGGUGAUGGCGGAAACAUUGGUUCAACUUGUGUUGACUCGGAACCAACUGAAUCAAAACGAGGUGCAUCUCAUCAAACGCCAUCCAGUGGUGUUGAAAGUUUAACAACAGGACCAAAGACGUCAUAUAAAGACAAGAUACCGACACUGUCGUCAAAUAACGACCAAGAAAGUAUCUGCACAAGCCAGAUAUAUCCAGAUUUUGCACCAGAAUGGCAGCCUUUGGAAGAUCGUCCUACCGUUCAACCCAACGAGUCGGAGGUAAUCCUACGAGGAAGAACGCGCACAGCAAAACGACGAAUCUUUGCAGCGCCAUACAAAUGUCCAAUUUGCAAAGAGAUUUUCAGUUUUCAAAUAGACUUGUCUAGCCAUCAGUGUACCCACACUACAGAGGAAAACCUAUCUGUGAUCACAGCUAUUCGUAAAGGGAAGCUCAAGUUGUCGCCUAUUUAACUAUUGCCACUGUUAAAGCGAAAACACAAACUGAACUGGUUCUAAUAAACGUGUGUGUGUUACAGACAAAUGCCUUAAAACAGGCCUUCUGUUUACUUCGACACUCUUGUCACCUAGACUGCCGACGUGUUAACAGAACACACAAGACAAAAAAAUGGAAGAAAAAUAAUAUGAAUGAUUUAAUCGUAAUGGAACAAUGAUUUCUUGAGACUGCAGUUUUAAUGAAGAAUAACAAACUGAAACUGUCUUACCAUUCCAACUACUUAGUGGAGGACACACUAUUAGUAAGUAGAUUGUGUAUGCAAUGAAUAUAAUCAGAACAACAGAGCAUGGACAUGUAAUUCAAUGCCAUGUGGCUGUAGGUUGCAUAGUACCAAAGAAGAGAGUACCGUGUCAAGGUUCGACGUGCACCGUCAAAUAUUUACGGAGUAAAAGCAGCUGUGGGUGUGAUUGGUAGUAAUAUGUGACAUUGAUUAUUUGU